Molecule: messenger RNA, 894 nt
Organism: Pestalotiopsis fici W106-1
Lineage: Eukaryota; Fungi; Ascomycota; Sordariomycetes; Amphisphaeriales; Sporocadaceae
Exons: 2
Coding region: 1-894 (297 amino acids)
Cellular component (GO): cytoskeleton
Molecular function (GO): actin filament binding
Source: RefSeq, a predicted model, not a curated record
AUGGCCCCCUCUGCAAUCUCAAACGCUACUAGUAUCCCCGGCGAGCCUGGCAGAGGAAUGGAUAUCCUCAAGAUGAAGGGGGCCGACACGGUCAACCUUGCCGUGGGCGCUGCUAAUGGCAAAAGCACGGUCCCCACCCUGCCGGAUUUCAAGUCCAAGGAGGAAGAACAGAAAUACCACAAGGAACAUCUUGUAGCCGCAUUCCGAGUGUUUGCUGCCAAUGGUUUCGACGAGGGACUGAGCGGACAUAUGUCACUGAGAGAUCCGGUCAACCCAAACACAUUUUGGAUCAACCCGUACACCAUGCAUUUUGCAGACAUCACUGUCUCCGACUUGGUCUGCGUCACGGAAGAGGCAGAGGUCGUCCACGGAAUCCACUCAGUAAACGCUGCUGGGUUUGCCAUUCACUCCGAGAUUCACAAAGCACACCCAUGGAUAAACGCCGUGUGUCACGCUCACUCCACCGCCGGUAAGGCCUACAGUACCUUCGGAAAACCUCUUCCGCCUUUGACGCAGGACUCUCUCAAGUUCUACGGCCGACACAGCAUCUUACACGAAUAUGGAGGUCCCGUGCUAUCUACAGAGGAGGGACAGGCGAUUGCUGGCGUGAUCAAUGACGAUACGAAUAUGGUCAUUCUCCAAAAUCAUGGACUACUAUCUAUUGGGACCACCAUUGAUGAAGCUUGCUACUGGUUUUGCUCCUUCGACAAGUGCUGCCAAGCUCAGUUGCUGAUAGACGCAGCAUCACCUUUCAAUGGCGGCCCCAAGAGGAUCAAUGAGGAGAUUGCAGUCAAGUCUGCAAAGAUUUUGGGUGCGAGGUCCAGGGGCUGGCUCCACUUCCAGGCGUAUUAUACAAAUAUGGUGAAAAAGACUGGCGGGUCAUUCUUACAAUAG